Messenger RNA from Caenorhabditis elegans, 2323 nucleotides. It is a transcript of the gene kel-8, whose product is annotated as Kelch-like protein 8. The record is from RefSeq and is marked reviewed. NCBI's taxonomy places the organism in Eukaryota, Metazoa, Nematoda, Chromadorea, Rhabditida, Rhabditidae. The transcript is spliced from 7 exons. Gene Ontology annotation, biological process: protein ubiquitination. Gene Ontology annotation, cellular component: synapse. The coding region runs from base 121 to 2193 and encodes 690 amino acids.
AAAAAAAACAUGUGGACCUUCAACAGAUCUACCGCGGAGGCGCCAACUAUGCCGUCAAGCUCUAAUACGCUUCCUGCUUCUUCCAUAUCAAUAAACACUACUUCAACAGUAACUCUUCAUAUGCCAGUUUACGCAAAAGCAAUUUUUGGUUCUUUCCCAUCGGUGCAGCAAGUUCGAGUUGAAAAUGGAGAGCGAUGCCUGAUUGAGGCGAUGGAUGAGUUGAACAAAAAUGAGAAAGGCUUAUAUCGGCCCGUUCGGCUUGAAAACGGAGAUCAAAUUUCGACGACAGAUGAUGUGCUCAAUGGAAAACUGGCACGUGUCAGCUAUACCCCAUUUGAGGAAUUUGAAUUAGUGUCAAACAGUAAGGGAAGCUGUAUGGAGUACGAAAACCAAGAGCAAUCCUCGAAGAUCAUGGAACAAAUGCGAAUCCUGAGACAGACUGAAGAGCUCUGCGACGUGGAGCUUCUCGUCGCAGGAUCAGUGAUCCGAGCUCAUCGCUACAUCCUCGCGGCGGCUAGCCCGUACUUCAAGGCCAUGUUCACAAAUGGAAUGGUUGAGAUGAAAAAGUUGACGAUCGAGUUGCAGGACAUUCCCGAAGAGUCGGUGAGGAUUAUUGUCGACUACAUUUACACUGACAAAAUCGCCAUCACCAUGAACAACGUGCACCAGCUGAUUUUCACGGCAACAGUUUUGCAGAUGGACGUCAUCGUAGUCGCCUGUCAACAGUUCCUGGCCACAAUGAUCACAUCACACAACUGCAUGUCUCUUUAUCACUUCUCCGAUAUCUACAAUUGCACCAAUCUGAUAUCUUCUAUCGAGGAUUUUGCAUCGAGCCAGUUCCGCUGCAUACGGAAGAGCCCCGAGUUCAACAGUAUCUCAUUCCAUCACCUGAAGUCUCUGCUCAACCGUUCUGAUCUCAACGUGUCGGAAGAGCAAGACGUUUUUGAGACAAUAGUUCAGUGGGUGAGCUCGAAUCCCCGAGAUCGCCAGCACCAUUUUGUGCAGCUAUUCAAGACCUUGCGACUACACUUGGUUGGGUGGAAUUUCCUAUGUGAAGCUGUGAACUCCAAUAGUUACGUAAAAAAUUCCCAAGAGUGCCGGGAGAUUAUUUCAGCAAUGGUUCUCGAUGCGAUGACACCGUCAAAACGGAAACAUCCAGAAAGCAAUCAUGAAAACACAUCAGAGUACUCAGCAUCAAUGGCAUGCCCAUCAUUGACCGCUUCCAGCUCCAGCUCAACCUCCACCUUCCGGAAGUCUGUGGCAGGCGCCAUAUUCUGUGCUGGAGGACGUGGCAAGGCGGGCGGACCCUUCAGCAGUGUGGAAGCCUAUGAUUGGAGGAGAAAUCAAUGGAUCGAAGUGCCGGAUAUGAUGUCGCAGAGAAGACACGUCGGAGUGGUCAGUGCGAACGGGAACCUGUACGCAAUCGGAGGUCACGAUGGGACCGCGCAUCUGGCGACUGCAGAAGCAUUCCAGCCUUCCAUCAGGCAAUGGAAAAGGAUUGCUUCUAUGAAAACUGCCAGGCGGGGGAUUGCAGUAGCAUCAAUUGAGAAUGUGAUCUACGCGGUUGGCGGGCUAGACGACACCACUUGCUAUAAAACUGUAGAACGCUACGAUAUCGAGGAAGACGAGUGGAGUACGGUAGCAGAUAUGGAUGUGCAGAGAGGUGGUGUCGGUGUCGCUGUGAUCGGAAGGUAUCUAUUUGCGAUCGGUGGAAAUGAUGGCACAUCCUCACUUGAGACAUGUGAACGGUUCGAUCCGAUGAUUGAUAAGUGGAAAAGGAUCGCAAGUAUGAAGAAUCGAAGAGCUGGAAGUGGGGUAUGUGUGCUUGAUGGGUACCUGUACGCGAUAGGGGGCUUCGAUGAUAAUGCUCCACUGGAGACCUGCGAGAGGUAUGAUCCGGAUGCUGAUAAAUGGAUAACGCUGGAUAAGAUGUCAAGCCCGAGAGGUGGAGUCGGUGUUGCUGCGUUGGGUGGAAAGGUUUACGCGAUUGGAGGGCAUGAUGGAUCAGACUAUCUCAACACCGUCGAGUGCUACGACCCAAUCGCAAACCGAUGGCAGCCGGCCGCAGAGAUCAAAGAAUGCCGUGCCGGAGCCGGUGUCGCCUGGGCAAAUGUCAGAAUGCACCAGCUGAGCCGAACCCCAGAGAAGUGCGAUUCGGGAUGUGCUCCAUCAGGCGGAUCCUACUGUAUUUGAGCCCUAAACUUUUUAUUUUUGAAUUUUUUUUUCGAAUUUCCCGCAGGGUUCCGUUCUGUUCCAGUUGAAAUACUUACAAGACAGGUUUUUUAAAACUAUUUUUUUUUCUGUAUAAAAGUGUGAAUAAAAC